CCACAUGGUCCGCCACAAGGCGGGUAUGCGCCCCCACCUCAGCAAGGCUACGGAGCGCCCCAGGGUGGUCCGCCGGGUUAUCAGAACAUGCCUGCUCAUCAACCUCCCCACGGCAUGCAGCAGGCCGGAGGUGAGUGCAGGGCCAAAAGACUGCGCAUCGCAAAUCUUUCGUUGGCCUUGCGACUUCUUGAUCUCUUGGAUGGAUCAUGCGGCCACAAGCUAUAUGUGGCGCUUUUCCUGAAACGUAUGCUUCAGACUUUGAGCUGAUCACCAUCAUCCACCCUCUUAACCUCAUGUUCCCCGUUCUAGGUCAGCAAUUCCAGUACAGCAGCAUGAGAGGUAAACGCAAAGCGCUACUGAUCGGUAUCAACUAUCGAGGCACUCGAGCCGAGCUGCGUGGAUGUUGGAACGAUGUGGAAAACAUGAAGAGGUUCAUCUCUCAACGAGGCUACCAUUCCGACGACAUGGUAGUCCUGACCGAUGCCUCUUCCGAUCCGCGUUCCAUUCCAACUCGACAGAACAUGACUGCAGCGAUGCACUGGUUGGUGCGCGGCGCAGCGCCCGGAGAUGCGCUGUUCUUCCAUUUCAGCGGACAUGGAGGUCAAGCAAAGGCUACUCAGGGCGAUGAAGCCGAUGGAAUGAACGAGACGAUAUUGCCAUUGGAUUACGAGAGGGCGGGUCAGAUGGAGGAUGAUGAGCUUCACGCCAUCAUGGUCAGACCUUUACCUGUCGGUUGUCGUCUAACGGCCCUGUUCGACUCUUGCCAUUCGGGAACGGCAUUGGAUCUUCCCUAUGUCUACUCUACCAGCGGCAAUAUCAAGGAGCCCAACGUGGCCAUGGACGUAGGAAAGGGCAUAUUGAACGCUGGUAUGUCUUAUGCUCGCGGCGAUCUUGGAGGGAUGGUCAAGGGACUCUUUUCCACUUUCAAGGGCGCUUCGGGCAGCAGCGAGGCUGAAGAGAUCACCAAGCAGACCAGGUCUAGCGGGGCAGACGUCAUCAUGCUUUCGGGAUGCAAGGAUGCUCAGACUUCGGCAGACGCCAGCGAAGCUGGUAAAGCUACAGGAGCGAUGAGUUGGGCCUUCAUCAAGGUUUGCACCGAAUACUCUCAACUUUCUUAUCUCCAGAUGCUGAACGCUACGAGAGACGCUCUGGUGCAGAAAUACUCGCAGAAACCUCAACUUAGCGCUUCUCAUCCUAUGGACCUCAACCUGCUCUUCACCAUUUGAGCCUGUCCUUUGCUGCUCCUGGUCAGACUAUUGCGACUCAAGAAACGAGAGAUUGUGAAUGUAUGCCGUUUUGUAGAGGGCCUUUUCUGUCCACAUUCUCAACCACGCAUGAGAGGCACAGACUCGAAUAGCUCGUGUCGAUCGGUAGGCGGGUACGGUGUUCCUUAGCCUUGUUGAGAAAGCUUGGCGUGUGAGUUGCAAUAGGUCUGGCUGGUAAGCACGCGUCUCAUACCACGUGCAUGCUUCUGGUGCGAUGCUGCUUGCUGAGCGUCAGAAGAGUACAGCAUGUACGCGGACGAAUGAAGUCAUAAAUAAAGCCCUCAAAACGCC
Molecule: messenger RNA, 1556 nt
Organism: Ceraceosorus guamensis
Lineage: Eukaryota; Fungi; Basidiomycota; Exobasidiomycetes; Ceraceosorales; Ceraceosoraceae
Product: peptidase C14
Exons: 2
Coding region: 207-1226 (339 amino acids)
Biological process (GO): proteolysis
Molecular function (GO): cysteine-type endopeptidase activity
Source: RefSeq, a predicted model, not a curated record